AUGGCGCGGAGGCGGCGGGAGAUGCUGGAUAGUGGCGGACCAGGAAGCUCAGCUUCUUCUUCACCGGCGAUGUCUCCGUCUCAUCGUAUGAACAACAACGGAGGAGGUCUCCCUGGCCGGAGCACUCUCCGGAAGCAAAACGCCGCCGAACUGCUCGCCAAGGUCAUGGAGAAGCGCGACUACGACUAUGAUUACGACGACGAAGCUGGAGACGAAGAUCUGUACCAGGUACCUCUUCCGCCUCUCUCUCAGUCUAGAAGACGAGAUGAUAAGCGUACUGCUAAGGUUUCGAAUCCGGUCGUACUUGCCCCUAAAUUUGACGAUGAAUCCGACGGUGAUGAAAUCACAGUACAUUUACCUCGGAAUCGGAAGGGAAGGGGUCCGGAAAAAGCUCCGGUGAUGAAACCCCCUGCACUCCCGCUUCCUAAAUUUGACGACGAAUCCGACGGUGAUGAAAUCGCAGUCGAUUUACCCCGGAAUCGGAAGGGAAGGGGUCCGGAAAAAGCUCCGGUAGUGAAACCCCAUGCACUACCGCCGCCGAAAUUUGACGAUGAAUCCGACGGUGACGAAAUUGCAGCCGAUUUGCCCCAGAAUCGGAGGGGAACGGGUCUGAUAGAAGCUCCGUUGCUGAGACCCGUCGCACUUCCGGCACCUACAUUUGACGAUGAACUCGACGAUGACGGAAUGACUGCCGAUAUGCCCUAUAAUCCAGUGGAGAUUCCUCAAAAGAAUGGAAGUGGAACACUCAAGGUUAGAGUUCCGGCCUAUUCGCGUCGGAAUCCAAUGGAGGAUUAUGAGCCGAACGGAAACAAUGUUCAGUUUGAUGUGCCUGUAAAACAAUCGGAGGCUCAAUUGAAGUAUAAGAAAAGGUUUCGCCCUGCAGAAAUUUUAACAGCGAAUCAGCACGAAGAUGAUCGAGAAGCUUCGGCCCUGCGUGAUGAACUAGAUAUGCUUCAAGAAGAAAAUGAUAACAUACUGGAAAAGCUUCAGCGCGCUGAAGAAAGACGCGAAGCAGCAGAAGCAAGGGCUAAAGAGCUCGAGAAACAGGUUGCUUCGCUAGGUGAAGGAGCAAACUUUGACGUCAAGCUCUUGAAGAGUUGCGCUCAUCCCUCCAGGAAAGAAGCAGCAUUGCGUCAAAGAGAGGCAGUAUUAAGGGCUGCUGAACAGAAAAGAGAUGGGAGACACAGAGAAACCGAUUCCCUUCGUUCAGAAUUUCAGACCUUGAAAGAUGAAGCAGAGAAAGCCGUGGAACAGCUUCAGGAGGCUGAAGCUGAAACAAAGUCUCUUCGGACAAUGAUACAUAGAACGAUGUUGACUCAAGAAGAAAUGGAGGAAGUUGUUCUAAAGAGAUGCUGGCUUGCUCGCUACUGGGAACUAGCUGUUCAACAUGGAAUAUGCGAUGAUAUAGCCACAACAAGACAUGGACAUUGGUCAGCGUUAGCUCCUCUUCCUUUUGAAGUUGUCCUUUCCGCUGCCCAAAAGCCUGAAGACUCCUGGCAAACAGGUGGUAGCGAUUGCACUUGGAGCAAAGUGGUCAGUAAUUUCAGUGAUGCAACAGGUGAAGGAAACAUAGAGAGUAUGCUUGCUGUUGAAGCGGGUUUGCGAGAGAUGGCAUCUUUGAAGGUAGAGGAUGCUUUAAUGCUUGCACUUGCCCCGUAUAGACAAACAAAUGUGGUUCGACAAGCCGUCACUGAGCUAAGCGAAGAGGAGCAACAGGAUAUAUUAUUUAAAGAGGCGUGGCUGCUGUAUUUCUGGAAAAGAGCUAAAAUCCAUGGCGUGGAAAGUGAUAUAGCGGAAGAGCGUCUUCAGUUCUGGAUCAACCGUCUCGGGCAACAGCCAUCUUCACAUGAUGCAGUUGAUGUGGAAAGAGGAAUGAGGGAGCUAAGGAAGCUUGGAAUAGAACAACAAUUGUGGGAAACAUCUCGCACAGAACUCAUCGACUCCACUUUUCUCCCUUCUCUCUCUGCUUCUGAUUACUAUGACGAAUGA
Molecule: messenger RNA, 1989 nt
Organism: Arabis nemorensis
Lineage: Eukaryota; Viridiplantae; Streptophyta; Magnoliopsida; Brassicales; Brassicaceae
Source: the annotation of a GenBank genome assembly